GAUUACAGAUAGGAUAUGGCAUCAAAACAGAAGUCUGAUGGCCAGAACCAGCGCAAUGGGCAUACACAAAGAGAGUCUGCGACUGAUGACGAGGACGACUUUAUCAUGGAACCCUGUGGGAUAGGGCCAUGUAAACCUUCCACAUUCCAACAUCUGGCGAAUAUCCCCUGUUUUGUAGGAUGUUACAGUAUCAUUGGACUCUUAUCUCAGUCCCUAAAUACGUAUUUGGGGUCCCAGAUUCCUAGUAUAGAGAAACAAUUUGGGUUGUCAAGUGCUUACAGUGGCAUUCUGAUGAGCUUCAAUGAUAUCGGAUAUCUCAGCGUGGUUCUGAUCGUGAGUACACUAGCUCCAUAUGUCCACAUACCCCGGGUUCUAUUUGCAGCUUUUCUUCUUUACGGCAUAUCCGGGGUGGUCUGUAGUCUUCCACACUUCGUCAGUCUUGGUAGUGGAACGUUACCAUCGCUUACUGCUGAUGACGUCACCAAGAACAACCUAUCGUCCUCUUCACACGCUUCCUCGAUGAGAAGUCAAGUAUAUCCACUAUGCGAUUCGGUGGCCGGAAAUAUGUCAAUGGUCGCUGAUGAAGCAUGUGGAAACAAUAUGAAGAAAGAAAGCGAAGCAGACGACACCUCUAAUGAUGUCCGGACAAUGUUUUUGGCCAUAUUUGGAAUUGGCAUGAUCCUACAAGGUGUAGCGAAAUCAUUGCGGGGUCCAUUCGUCACGGUUUAUGUUGACGAUAACGGCGAUAAAAGAAAGACUGGGUUCUACAUGGGAAUUAUAAUUGCCGUAGCUAUAGCCGGACCUUCAGUUGCCUUCGUUGUGGGUGGUGUAUUCAGCAGGAUUUAUGUCACUUUAGAAGAUGUCGACAUCACCCCGAGGGACCCGCGAUGGAUUGGAGCUUGGUGGAUUGGUUUCUUGCUAUUUGGAGGGGCAUCUGUUAUUUUUGCGAUGCCAAUCGUAUUCUUUCCUCGCCACAUCAAGAAACCAAAAGCGAUAAUGGUGAAAGGAAGGUCAACCAAGGACAUGAAAAUAAUUGGCAAAGUCAAAGAACGACUGACAUCAUUCAAACGUUGCUUUUCCAACACAGUGUGGAUUUGUCUCCUUCUCAGCGGCACGAUACAUCUUGGUUCUAUAGGGGGUUACAUAUCAUUUCUUUCUAAAUAUAUCAAAAUACAAUUCAACAUUCCUCUCUGGCAGGCUAAUAUGAUUCUUGCGUCCACAAAGGCUGCUGUGGGAUUGGGGACAUUCUUAGGAGGACUUCUGACACGGAUGAUGAAGCUGACCCCUCGGAGAACCAUAGGAUUGAUGAUUACUAUCUAUAUUGUAUACGUCAUAGUUUUUCUUUCGUCUCUCUUCCUUGGCUGUGACCAGCCGGAAUUUGUUGGUCCGGAAAGGUUUCAUCCCGGUCAGAAUUUGACCGCAGCAGAUUGUUCCGCCGGAUGUGACUGUAAAGAUGACGCGUUCUUUCCUGUUUGUGGUUCUAAUGGCGUCAACUACCAUUCUCCAUGCUUCGCUGGAUGUCCCUCUGUUCCGUUCAAAGGCCAGCAUUUUACCAACUGUACGUGUAUUCCGGAUGGAAAGGGCACUCCCGGUGAAUGCCAGUCUGAUUGUGCAAUGAUAUAUCCGUUUGCCGUAUUGUGUGUUUUUGGUGGAUUCCUCAAUGCCCUACUUAUAUCUCCUGGUUUCAUCGCUAAACUACGAUGUGUAGAGGACCGGGACAAAGCCACGGCAUUGGGCUGCAUGUCCUUCCUAGGGUCCAUUCUAGGUUGGAUGCCCACACCAAUAAUUAUUGGAAAAGUAAUUGACACGACAUGCAUAAUUUGGCAGGAUACUUGCAACUCGUCUGGGGCAUGUUUGUAUUAUAUACUAUCAGCGCUCAGGUUAAAAGUUCACGCAGUAAUCCUAGGGUACAAGAUUUUAUCCCUCGCUUUUCUGUUCCUGGCUUUAUAUCUGGUAAGGAACCUUGACGAAUGGCCACAGAAUGUUGUUAAGAAAUUUUCUUCCGAAAAAGACAUCAAGACACCCGAGGAGAUGAAAACUCUUGCGAGUGCUGAUGAAGAGGUGGACGAUGAAAAGAAUAUUAGCAUGAAUACAGAAAACAAAAAGCCUGUUGGGGGUGCGUUGGUAUUGAAUUCUGAUAACGCUAGGAAAUCCUUUAUGGAGGAGGAAGAUGAUUAUGCUGACGCUCGGAAAUGUGGACUUGGAUCCUGUCGACCAGCAUAUCUACAAAAAUUUGCAAAUAUUCAAUCCUUUAUUGGCUUUUACAGUAUACAAAAGUACGUGCACAUUCCGCUGAUUUUGUUUGGGGCUUUCAUCCUGUAUGGGGUAUCCGGGAUACUCUGUAGUGUUCCCCACUUCAUCAGUGUCGCUAGUAACAGUAUUCAGUUUAUGACAUCUAAUCCAGUCGCCCUUGACAACGGAAGUAUGCCUAUCAUGUCCGUUUCGAAAAACAUUCCAUUAUGUGUUCCACUACUUAACGGAAGUAAUAUCACAUCUGACGCAUGCGUAGGCGGCAAUGCUGACCAAGCAUCCGGUAUUGAGCUGGUGAAUGACGGAAUCAGACAGAUGUUUCUUGCGUUCUUCGGGAUUGGCAUGAUGCUACAGGGUGUCGGUAAAUCUCUGAGGGGUCCAUUUCUCACUGUAUACAUAGACGAUAAUGGUAAACGAAAAAGGACCGGAUUCUAUAUGGGUGUCAUCGUAGCACUAGCUAUCUCUGGUCCUGUAUUUGGCUAUAUAUUUGGAGGGAUGCUGAGUCGAGUUUACGUCACUCUGGAAGACGUUGACAUGUCGCCACGUGAUCCCCGAUGGAUAGGAGCGUGGUGGCUCGGUUUCCUGGUAUUUGGUGCCGCUAGCAUUGUCUUCUCCAUUCCACUUGUCUUCUUUCCAAAACAUUUAAAGAAACAAGCUGAACCUGUUAUAGACGGCAAGAAACGAGAAGAAAUGAGUCGGAAAGAAAAGAUAAAAGAGAGUGCCUUGUCUUAUUGGCGAAUAGCGAAGAAUCCAGUCUACAUGGCUCAGAUGAUCAGUUCCACACUAGACAUGGCUGGCAGAGCUGGAUAUUACGCAUUCCUGUCCAAGUAUAUAAACACACAGUUCAACAUCCCGCUUUGGCAGGCCAAUAUCACCCUAGCUAUUGCCAACAUAUCCUCCAUUGUUCUUGGCUCGUUCUUUGGUGGUUUUAUUACAAGGCGGAUCAAGCUAACACCUUGUAAGACGCUUGGAUUGUUAAUUACUUUAUACGCUGCCAACAUGAUUCUAUUUGCUGGGGUUUUGUUGCUGGGGUGCAGUCAACCAGAACUAGUUGGCCCCAAAAGUGAACAUGCGGUUAUUCUUACAUCUGCUAACCAUUCCACGAUAUGUUCAUAUAAUUGUGGCUGCAAAGAAGAUGAUUUUUUUCCAAUUUGCGGAUCAAAUGGAAUCAAUUACCAUUCCCCUUGUUACGCCGGAUGUGCCUUCCCGUUAGGUAAAGGCGGGAACUUUGCCAAUUGUACAUGCAUACCAAAUGGAAGAGCCUCUGCGGGACUAUGUGAGUCAGACUGCGGGAUGUUGUAUCCUUUCGCCAUUGUCAGUUUUGUCGCUGGAUUCAUUGUGGCUCUUACCAUUUCACCAAGUAUCAUUGCAAAGAUCAGGUGUGUGGAGGACCGCGAUAAAUCAACGUCCAUUGGACUUUCUUCCUUCUUCAGCUCGUUAUUAGGGUUUUUACCAAGUCCAAUAAUAUUCGGAAAAGUAGUCGAUUCAACAUGCUUGAUUUGGCAAAAAAGCUGUGGAACUGAAGGAGCAUGUUUAUUUUACGACAAUGACGACUUCCGACUGAAAAUCCAUCUGAUUCCUCUAGUUUACAUGUUUGCGGGACUAUGCUGCUUGUCGUUUGGGUUUUAUAAAGUUCGUUUAUGGAAAAAAUGGCCAAGCGAAGAAACGGAAGAAUAUCAAAUUGUCUUACUUUCCGACGAAAAAGUAAUUGAUAAAACUAGUAGGAAAACAGAAACCACCCCAUCACGAAACAACUCUAACAAGUAAAUGUUUGUAGUGUGUAACUAGCACAGUAUAUCUGUGGUGUUGAGAUUUGAAAGAUAUGGAAAUGUCUUAUUAAUGUAGUUUUUUUUCACUUACUUAUUACUCCAUUGCAUAACUGUAUUUAUACUUAACAUUAUGCUGUCUUAUAAUAUAUAUAUUUAUCGAGAAAAAAGUUCGUGUCCAUGUAGAGUUGGAGUUAUAGCUGCUUUACCUUUCAUGACAACUCGUGCAUCUGAUACUGUUUUAUUGGAGAAAAACAGAGGAGCAGUCAAUGAAAACAGAGGAGCAGUCAAUG
Messenger RNA from Pecten maximus, 4309 nucleotides. RefSeq lists its product as uncharacterized. The coding region runs from base 16 to 4017 and encodes 1333 amino acids. Gene Ontology annotation, biological process: sodium-independent organic anion transport; transmembrane transport. The record is from RefSeq and is a predicted model, not a curated record. Gene Ontology annotation, cellular component: membrane. The transcript is spliced from 19 exons. Gene Ontology annotation, molecular function: protein binding. NCBI's taxonomy places the organism in Eukaryota, Metazoa, Mollusca, Bivalvia, Pectinida, Pectinidae.